AUGCAAUCACUCGUCCUUCCCCCUACAGCCCUCAGCAGCACACAAUUUGGACAUCCAAGGUUCAGCUCAGCCUCCGAACGGCUUGCUCUUAAUUACACGCUACCGACAAAUGCUCGUCUGUGCAAUCCCCGGGACCUUCCACCCGUUCACCCUAUGUCCAGCUCGGUCCCGGCAGAAGACCCGCUGGAGACUCCUCGACACGUCAGACCAGACCCUCAUACAACAGGACUGCCAACAGUUACGGCUGUGUCAGUAACCGCGCCAGCGGUGACAAACGCGUCUGUGUCAGAGACGGCUCUAGCAUCGGGAUCUUCAGGCCCCGCGACAGGCCAUACUUCAGCAUUCCAACAAUAUGUGGCCCCGGCCACUAGAGAAGAGAUACGACCACCAUUCACCUUCAAUGAAACCGUCCCUGGUUCCCAGGCGCCGCUUGGGACCACCGAACAACGAGCAGCACAAGAGCCCUCGACGACGUUUCCGUCCUCAAGUUUCGGAACCUCACCGACUGCUAGGGAGCUGCUGCCAAAAGGGACGAGGCGCACUAAAGCACACGUCGCAUCGGCGUGUGUUAAUUGCAAGAAGAAGCAUCUAGGGUGCGAUCCUGCCCGGCCUUGUCGAAGGUGCGUCUUGUCGGGAAAGGAGGCUACCUGUGUUGAUGUUACGCAUAAGAAAAGAGGAAGACCGCCACUGAAAGCUGAAGAUGCGUCUCUCAGGACGUACGCAUCACAGGCAGAGAAUGCGGCGACAUCUGGAGAGCUGCAGACCCCUCUUCCCAGACGCACUCAUACGCAUAGGUCCACCGGCUCCCGCGAAAUUCGACCUGUGACAGACCUUCAGAUGCCUGGUACACCGCACGGGGCAGUCGGGUUUAGGGCUCCGCCGGGACACCCUCACAGGUGGUCGACUUCCGUGUUCCCCCAGGUCGUGGACCCCUCAUUAUCGAUGCAGGGAAACCUGGGACAUAGGCGCUUUCCUUCUUCUGGUUCCAUACCACAAAUGACAGUUGCGUCACCGCCAGGUUUUAUUCCUCUGACAAGCGGUUUCAGUCCUGCGCUCAAUCUCGGUCGCACGCCAAUGGGCGCAGGAAGGCCUCUUUCUUCAUAUACUCACCAGGGAUUACCUCCUACCACGUCUCCACCGCAAUAUCAACAACCAUUCGGUGUGCCCAUGCCGCCAUACACGGUGAGUCCACGAAUGGUGAGCCGGUUGCCGGCGGGUGACAAUCGCGAAGCAUACCCGGAAUCUCCAGUCCGGUUGCCCCCUAUUUUCCCUCCAGCGAUGACGCACUCUCGUCCCACACCACAGGCACAUCGGUUGAGCGAUCCGUACCCGACAGCGUGGUCGCCUCGACUCCGUGAGGAGCUGAUGCAGCCACAACCACAGCAGCAGACUGGAGGGUCGUCGCCGCACAGUUUUAUGGAACCAAUUUCUCCUGCCGCGCAAACGCGUCACGCGGCGCUUGAACACGGCCACGGAGACCUAGGGUCGCAACAAUCAAAUUCAAUUGUACAAGGAGCACAAAAUCUUUCAGCGCUGUCGUCUCCAGCUCGUCCUCGGGACGAACAACCAGCUGGGGGACCCGAAACAGGCGAAUCCAGGCCCACCAAGAGGCGAAAGAUGGCCUUGGAUGAUAUGGUGAACGACUGA
Molecule: messenger RNA, 1647 nt
Organism: Aspergillus viridinutans
Lineage: Eukaryota; Fungi; Ascomycota; Eurotiomycetes; Eurotiales; Aspergillaceae
Gene: sclB
Product: putative C6 transcription factor
Exons: 2
Coding region: 1-1647 (548 amino acids)
Biological process (GO): regulation of DNA-templated transcription
Molecular function (GO): DNA-binding transcription factor activity, RNA polymerase II-specific; zinc ion binding
Source: RefSeq, a predicted model, not a curated record